This is a messenger RNA of Macroventuria anomochaeta, 2397 nucleotides long. RefSeq lists its product as uncharacterized. The coding region runs from base 478 to 2079 and encodes 533 amino acids. NCBI's taxonomy places the organism in Eukaryota, Fungi, Ascomycota, Dothideomycetes, Pleosporales, Didymellaceae. The record is from RefSeq and is a predicted model, not a curated record. Gene Ontology annotation, molecular function: protein binding. The transcript has 2 exons.
CACCGCUCAAAUUAUUAGUACUACCCUAGAGGCUAAUGGCACAGCAAGUUCGUCACCGCCGCACAGAAAGCUACGAUAAGAUAGCCACAUAUCAUUCACCUGACGGAGCCUCACGCGGCUGCCUAAUGAUUCAUUCGGCAAUGCAGCAAACGAACAGCUCCCAUGACGACGCUUGACUGCAUGCAUGUGUGUUGAGGCUAGCGGCUGACAGUAUCGAGGGCGAGGUUCGUGAGAACCAACCUACACCUGUUUGUUAACCAGGUCAACCGAUCAACUGCAGCAGUGGUUCACGAGUACCAUUCGUUCACUCGAUCACCUUCUGUCUUCAUACAAUACUUUGGCCUUUAGCAUUGAACUCUCUAUGCAUCAGCCUUGUGGCCCUGGAUCCGCACGCCGGUAGCUAGCACCACCACACCCAGAGUCAGCCCUGGAGGCAUCCUGUACAAGGGCACCGAGUCUGAGACACAGCCCAACAACAUGGAAUCCAGGGAGCUUCUGAAAGUCCAGAUUGUGUCACUAGAACCCGUUUGCAGAGUGUAUCAAGAAGGAAGAGCUUGUCGUGUGGGUGAGCCAACCGCGAAGGGACUAACGAGCUUACCACCAGAAGUGCUUGAGUUGGUGUACCAUCACCUCGACAGCAUUGACGAUGUGCAUAGCUUUGGGCGUGCUCACAGCAAGACCUACCAUAUCAUCAAACGGCAGACAGUCUACACCGAGAUUAUGCGGUCCAUCAUUGGGCGAUCGUGGGCGCAUCGAUACGACUUGCAGCUAUGCAACAUCAUCCAGCUUCAUCGAGAUGUUGUCCGACAUUUCCAGCAACACGGCCAACCAUUCCCAGUAUCUUCUGAGCACAGCGGCCAGGGCUACAAUGAGUGGGAAUCGAGACUCGCGAGUACGACCAUUGUACCAGAAUGCGCUUAUGGUCCCUGUGCGGCAUGCAUACCUGACGUUCUAGUCUACGAUAUUCUGGCACGGUACCAGGGCAUGCGAAUGCUUGAAGACAUAUGGCUUAGCAGACAGCUCGAAGAAACAGAUCUUCUAGCAGCUGAUGCUACCCAAGAUGAGAAAGAACUCGUACGCCGGUAUGCGUGUGUUCUCGGUCGCGUGCAGGAUUUUGAGCAAGGGGACCUUGAAGCCCGGAGUAUGAAAGUCCCUGCAACUCAUGGUUAUACCAAGCUCAAUUCGGACCAAAGAGGCAGGUUCCAUUCGGCUGUCACGUUCGUCUGGAUCCUGAAUGAACUUCGCUGGGUACUGACGAAUUUUGUAUACCCCUCUCGAAGCCAUCGUCAUAUCCAAAUACUAGAUCGGUGCAGAGCAGACUUCACGGGUCUAUGCCACAACCCUUUGCUGGACCAAUUGGACCAGCACGCUGUCUUUGCCUUCAUGUACCACCACCUGUUGCCUCUGCAUAGCCCUGUGUUGCAGGACCAGAACUCGUCAAAGCUUCCGCUUACAUUCAACACCGAGUGGUUGACGGAUGGCGCACAGUCUUCAAAGUUCUUCCAGCUCUUCCUUCUGGCUGGCCAAACAUACUUCCAACCACCAGACCUGAUCGACCUUGUCGUGCGCCACAAGAUUUCUCAAUCAGCUCCAUACCCCGAGAUGACAUUACCAACGACGACUGAACAGUGGGUCCGUCCUUCAAAAGCCUUUACCUUCCCCGCCGACGUCGUCUUCGAUGACUACACGAAUCGGUUUACACAACUAUUCAACACGCACAUUUCCCUCAUCAAUCGCUCUUCCUUCAUCCAAUCCCAGGCAAACAACAUCAACCACGCCUUCCGCCGCUCUCCACCGACAUCAUCCAGCAUUACAGACCUUGCCGGACGCUACUUCAUUGACUCUGCUGUUGCUGCGAUUGAGAAGGGCGAGAGCUACAAGGAAGGCAACAGGCCUGCACGAGAUAUGUUUUCCGGAGAGUGGCAAAAUCUGGGGAUGUGGAGUGUGUGGUGGUGGGCUAACAGCGAGGACAAGGCUCGUGCCAUCAUUGCAAGAUGGGGGGAAAAGCCCAAGACUUCACGAGAUCGUAAAACCAAUGUGCUGCCUGGCAUGCCUCACGUUAUGAGAAGUUUCCAAUGAGGAGUUUGAGAAGUCUCGAUCGUUGAUAGUGCGGGUGCUUAUUGUCCUAGUACUCACUUAAAUUACUGAAUCAAGAAGACUUUCAAAGAUCGAUAGUACCAAUCACGAUUGUAAUCUAUUUGAGACGUUGGACAAAGUAAUGGUGUGUCGACAACGCAGACCCUCCGCAAGAAGACAACGUGUUCAGGUCGUGUGCUUUCACACAAUAAGCAAUUCAGGGUUCUUGCAAUAAUGUGGGGAUGGAUGCAAUUGUCGAGCCCUGGAGGAAGUCGAUGAACCCUCGACGUGGGAACACCGGACUUCCUCAGAUCGAAUGAC